CGCACAGCGAGUUUUCAUAAACAAGCCUGACAUCCUGUUUAUAUCACCCGGAGACUCGGGCGCGGGCUGAGGUCUGACGUCCCUCGUUGCCCGGAGAAUGUGGCCGCCAGCUCUCUGGUAGAAUUGCCGGGGGGCGGGAGGAGGGUUUUCCUGGCCUCAGGAUAGAGGCUGAGGGUCUUAGCGGGUUUCCUCCUUGGCCAUGUCAGCGGGGAAAGUUUCUGGGAUUGGGGGCCGUGUUUGCGGCGGCUGGGGGGUGUCUGUGGACUCAGGAAACGCCCCUUCCCCUUUUAGGUUCUGUUGGGACCCAGGCCCUAGGCAGCCAGCAAAGACGCAUCCCGAACUAGAGGGCCAGAGAAAAGAGAGGGACACAGACAGACAGAGAGACCGACAGUCACCUGGGGAGUUGCGAAUCCGACUGUAAAAGAAGCGAUUAACCGAAACGGGGUCUGGUCUCUGGCCCCCGGGUAACUCCUCGGAUCCCCCCGAGCGGUCAUCAAGCAUCAAAGAGACAUCUCGGGUCGUCUCUCACAAGUCACUCUCCAAGGUUCCAGGGAUGUGGGCUCCUUGCGUGUGUUUACCGAGGAACUUCUUUGGGGAGACUAGACAAAAGGUGUGAUUAUUGCCAGCUCAGCUCUGAACAGACUUUGGAAAGUAGAGAAGAAAAUCUCGUCUGCUUUUGGGGGACGUUGGACAGCCGAAUAAAUGCAGUAUCUAAACAUAAAAGAGGACUGCAAUGCCAUGGCUUUCUGUGCUAAAAUGCGGAGCUCCAAGAAGACGGAGGUGAAUCUGGAAGCCCCUGAGCCAGGGGUGGAAGUGCUCUUCUACCUGUCGGACAGGGAGCCCCUCCGGCUGGGCAGCGGGGAGUACACAGCGGAGGAGCUGUGCAUCAGGGCGGCGCAGGACUGCUGUAUCUCUCCCCUGUGCCACAACCUCUUUGCCCUGUAUGACGAGAGCACCAAGCUCUGGUAUGCUCCAAACCGCACCAUCACUGUUGACGACAAGACAUCGCUCCGGCUGCACUACCGGAUGAGGUUCUAUUUUACCAACUGGCACGGGACCAAUGAUAAUGAGCAGUCGGUAUGGCGGCAUUCUCCAAAGAAGCAGAAAAAUGGCUACGAGAAAAAAAAAGUUCCAGAUGCAACCCCUCUCCUUGACGCCAGCUCCCUGGAGUAUCUGUUUGCUCAGGGACAGUAUGAUUUGGUCAAAUGUCUGGCUCCCAUUCGAGACCCCAAGACUGAGCAGGAUGGGCAUGAUAUCGAGAAUGAGUGUCUGGGGAUGGCUGUCCUGGCCAUCUCCCACUAUGCCAUGACGAAGAAGAUGCCGUUGCCAGAACUCCCCAAGGACAUCAGCUACAAGCGUUAUAUUCCAGAAACGUUGAAUAAGUCCAUCAGACAGAGGAACCCUCUUACCAGGAUGCGGAUAAAUAAUGUCUUCAAGGAUUUCCUAAAGGAGUUUAACAACAAGACCAUUUGUGACAGCAGCGUGUCCACACAUGACCUGAAGGUGAAAUACCUGGCUACCUUGGAAACUUUGACAAAACAUUAUGGUGCUGAAAUAUUUGAGACUUCCAUGUUAAUGAUUUCAUCAGAGAAUGAGAUGAAUUGGUUUCAUCCGAAAGACAGUGGAAAUGUUCUCUACUAUGAAGUGAUGGUGACUGGGAAUCUUGGAAUCCAGUGGAGGCAGAAACCACAUGUUGUUCCUGUUGAAAAGGAAAAAAAUAAAUUGAAACGGAAAAAACUGGAACAUAAACACAAGAAGGAUGAGGAGAAAAACAAAGCCCGAGAAGAAUGGAACAAUUUUUCUUACUUCCCUGAAAUCACUCACAUUGUCAUAAAGGAGUCUGUGGUCAGCAUUAAUAAGCAGGACAACAAAAAAAUGGAGCUGAAGCUCUCGUCCCACGAGGAGGCCUUGUCCUUUGUGUCCCUGGUAGAUGGCUACUUUCGGCUCACAGCAGACGCCCAUCAUUACCUCUGCACCGACGUGGCUCCCCCAUUGAUCGUCCACAACAUACAGAAUGGCUGUCACGGUCCAAUCUGCACAGAGUAUGCCAUCAAUAAAUUGCGGCAAGAAGGAAGCGAGGAGGGGAUGUAUGUGCUGCGGUGGAGCUGCACCGACUUUGACAACAUCCUCAUGACCGUCACCUGCUUUGAAAAGCCUGAGGUGCUGGGUGGCCAGAAACUGUUCAAGAACUUUCAGAUCGAAGUGCAGAAGGGCCGCUAUAGCCUGCACGGCUCGGAUCGCAACUUCCCCAGCCUGGAGGACCUCAUGAGCCAUCUGAAGAAGCAGAUCCUGCGCACAGACAACAUCAGCUUCGUCCUGAAGCGCUGCUGCCAGCCCAAGCCCCGAGAAAUCUCCAAUCUGCUGGUGGCUACUAAGAAGGCCCAGGAGUGGCAGCCUGUCUACCCCAUGAGUCAGCUGAGUUUCGACCGGAUCCUCAAGAAAGACAUCAUGCAAGGCGAGCACCUUGGCAGAGGCACGCGGACACACAUCUACUCUGGGACCCUGGUGGACUACAAGGAUGACGAAGGGACUUCUGAAGAGAAGAAGAUAAAAGUGAUCCUCAAAGUCUUAGACCCCAGUCACAGGGACAUUUCUCUGGCCUUCUUUGAGGCGGCCAGCAUGAUGCGGCAGGUCUCCCACAAGCACAUUGUGUACCUCUAUGGUGUCUGUGUCCGGGACGUGGAGAAUAUCAUGGUGGAAGAGUUCGUGGAGGGAGGGCCCCUGGAUCUCUUCCUGCACCGGAAAAGUGAUGUCCUCACCACACCAUGGAAAUUCAAAGUCGCUAAACAGCUGGCCAGUGCCCUGAGUUACUUGGAGGAUAAAGACCUGGUCCACGGAAACGUGUGCACUAAGAACCUCCUCCUGGCCCGAGAGGGUAUCGACAGCGAGUGCGGCCCGUUCAUCAAGCUCAGUGACCCUGGCAUCCCCAUCACUGUGCUGUCCAGACAAGAAUGCAUAGAGCGAAUCCCAUGGAUCGCUCCUGAGUGCAUUGAGGACUCCAAGAACCUGAGCGUGGCCGCUGACAAAUGGAGCUUCGGAACCACACUCUGGGAGAUCUGCUACAACGGCGAGAUCCCCCUGAAAGACAAGACCCUGAUUGAGAAAGAAAGAUUCUACGAAAGCCGGUGCAGACCAGUGACACCGUCUUGUAAGGAGCUGGCUGACCUUAUGACGCGCUGCAUGAACUAUGACCCCAAUCAGAGACCCUUUUUCCGCGCCAUCAUGAGAGACAUCAAUAAGCUGGAAGAGCAGAAUCCAGACAUUGUUUCAGAAAAAAAACCAGCAACUGAAGUGGAUCCCACACAUUUUGAAAAGCGGUUCUUAAAGAGGAUCCGUGACUUGGGAGAGGGUCACUUUGGAAAGGUGGAGCUCUGCAGGUAUGACCCUGAAGGGGACAAUACAGGGGAGCAGGUGGCUGUCAAAUCCCUGAAGCCUGAGAGUGGAGGUAACCACAUUGCUGAUCUGAAGAAGGAGAUUGAAAUCUUAAGGAACCUGUAUCAUGAGAACAUUGUCAAGUACAAAGGCAUCUGCACAGAAGAUGGAGGAAAUGGUAUUAAGCUCAUCAUGGAAUUUCUGCCUUCGGGAAGCCUUAAGGAAUAUCUUCCAAAGAAUAAGAACAAAAUUAACCUCAAACAACAGUUAAAAUAUGCUGUUCAGAUUUGCAAGGGGAUGGACUAUUUGGGUUCACGACAAUAUGUUCACCGGGACUUAGCAGCAAGGAAUGUCCUUGUUGAGAGUGAGCACCAAGUGAAAAUUGGAGACUUCGGUUUAACGAAAGCAAUUGAAACCGACAAGGAGUACUACACAGUCAAGGAUGACCGGGACAGCCCUGUGUUCUGGUAUGCUCCAGAGUGUCUGAUUCAGUGUAAAUUUUAUAUCGCCUCUGACGUCUGGUCUUUCGGAGUGACUCUGCAUGAGCUGCUGACUUACUGUGAUUCCGAUUCCAGCCCCAUGGCCUUGUUCCUGAAAAUGAUAGGCCCCACUCACGGCCAGAUGACAGUAACAAGACUUGUGAAUACAUUAAAAGAAGGAAAACGUUUGCCUUGCCCACCUAACUGUCCAGAUGAGGUUUAUCAGCUUAUGAGAAAAUGCUGGGAAUUCCAACCAUCUAAUCGGACAACCUUUCAGAACCUUAUUGAAGGAUUUGAAGCACUUUUAAAAUAAGCAUGAGUAACAUUUAAAUCCCACUAUGUAUCUAGUCCUCUUCCCCAACAAAUACCCAAGCCAUUUAAAAAAUUUUUAAUGGAAAAACUUUGUAUUCUGUCUAAAAGAUACUUGGGUAGGUAUCCACGUACAAGGCACGCUGGGUGCUUCUCAGGUGUCAGCACUUCCUCUUUGUGUCACUGGUGCCAAAUGCCACAGAAAGCACUCCUCAGCACGGCGAGCCCCCGUCCCCGGCUCGUGCACCUCGCAAGUGCGGGCCAGAGGGGCCUUGCAGAACAAAAUUUCAAGAUGACUGCUUUCUCCCAGUUGAUUUAAAAUGUUUUUCUGGCACAUAAAGCUUAAUGGACUGCAUCGAUACUUCUACAUGCCCUAAAAUUUCACCUCUACAGUGAUAGAGCAGGCCUUCUCGAAAUAUUAGAUAUUAGUUAGUAUAUUAUUGUUUCUAUACAAAGAUGUGUGUAUUCCUGUCACCAGUAGGACUUAAAAAACUUUGAGUUGUUUCUGCAGUGGCUUAGCUACUGUCCCCUUGGGUAACCAACGGUACCCCCCCCCCUUUAUUUUUUUUUUGAGAAAAUGGUUGUACCCAGGGGGACAGCUGUGGAAUCAGUCCUUUGCUGCAUGAUGUUCAUUCUUGAGAACUGUGCAGUGCUUUCCUCAGCAGUGUACCUUGAGCCAGGCUGAGUCCGGCAGCCUGGAUGCUGUUGUACAUGCUUUUACGAAAUGUCAAUGUAUAGCCUUUUGUAACUACCACUUGGGGGCGAGCCAUUCCGGCACUGGUUUUGGAUACUGUAUGCAACCGGGCAGAAUAUAUACCACGUCCAUGGCACUGUUCGUAGAGUGUCUCAGUACCUACUACCCAUGUAUACAAGUGGAUUACUAGUUUGACCAUCACCCUAUGGUAGUGAUUUUGAACUUUUCUCAUCUCAUGGCACACCAGAAAAAUAGGUAUCCUUUCAUUCAUUCACACUGGACGGCUAGUGUUGUGUUUGGCUGUUGUCAUUUUUUUAUUUGACAGUCUAAGGGAAAAGAAGUCAGUGCCCCUGACUAGUCAGGUAUUGCAUGUUUUAAAAAUUCUUGUAGCACACUGGUUGAAAAUCACUGCCCUGUGGCAUAACACUUGAAAGAAAAGCCCCGGCUAGAAGCAGUGUGGAGUUCAGGAUCCACUAGACAGGUUGCUUGGAGGUAGCUGGAUAAUCAAAAUGUCUAAUCUCUGAUUCACUGUGAACCAUAGGAUCUUUGUGAAAAACUCUGAUACCACAUCAUUAUUUUUCACCUUUUGUGCUUGAAAAGGAGUUCUGGAUUGAUUCAAUGGCAACAAUAAACUUGCCAUUUAAAUUUGUUGAAUAACCCUACAUCACCAAGGUGUGUGUCUGUGUCAAACCUGUGGUCACUCUAUAUGCACUUUGUUUACUCUUUAUACAAAUAAAUAUACUAGAGAUGUCACAUGCAUACGCCUUUUAAUAUUCAGACUCCAUUUUCAAAGCAUUUCAAACAGUGUGUUUACUUAGAAAAAUAACAAUAUCGACUUUGGAAAGGGUUGGUAAUGGUCCUUAUUACUGACAACACUUGAUUUGUUCUUAUCUGCUGUGUCCAGUGACAGUGGGGCCAGUUCAGAGGGCAGAUCCACGUGUGCCGUGAUCCCAAACCUUUCAGUUCUUCCAACCUCUUCCCACUUUCACUUUGCAGCUCUGAGUUACAGUUCACCCUCUUCCCUUCCUUCUGUCUGUACUGCCACAGAGGUGGGACUAAGCAUCGGAGAAGGAAAAUAGGAAGAAGCGCAGAGCAUGGAGACUCCGUUAUUCAGCUGCUGAGUCAUAACUGACGGACGCCUAUCCGGGUCAGUUAUUAUAGGUAGUAUACUUCUUAGAAACUAUCUUAGGUUAGCUUUCUAGCUGUCAUUUUACAAAAGAAGUUAAUAUAUGCAAUAAAUUAGACCAAGUAAUAUUUUUUACAAAUUAUAGUAACAUAUGUACCCAUUUUUAACUUCAUAAUUAAAACAGGAUAGAGAAACCUUAUAACAUGGUAGAAAAUAAGCCCCCCAAAUUACAAGAUAUUUAAUGAUCUAAGUUCAAAAAGAUAAGGAUCAUUGAGACACCCCCCCACCUAAACUCCGUAUCAUCAGUUACAGUCUCAACAAGGAACAAAGUUAGACACUUCUAGAUGGCAAAGGGUUUCUCAUGCAUUUAAUACCAAAGUCUUCAGGAAAUGGUGAUAUCAAAAGUUAUAUGCAUUAAACAAUUUUUUUCAGAAGUAAAUUGGGUUAAACAGCUGACAGUUUUUUAGCCCAACAUACUACAAAAGAGUAAGAGACAAAGCAGAGUGAGGUAAAGCCUUAGCUCAAAAUGGUUAUAAAUACUGUCACUCCAUAAGACCUCUUCAGAAAGGACAGUAAUGCCUGUUUCAUAUGAUAUUGUGGAAAUAACGCAUUUAAUGAUCAAGAUAUGCCCUGUUCUCGUAAUCAGAUCGUCACUAGUCUAUGCCAUGGAAUGAGACAGAAACCUAAGUUCCUUGCCACUUACAAGUCAGCUGCAAAAGCUAAAGGCCUUUCUUUAAGUGAAGUAAAAGGGAAUUAGUACUGUUGGAUCAGCAUACUUUCUCUAUGAAGGGCCAGAGAGUAAAUAUUUUAGACUCUGCAGGUCUCUGUCGCUGUAGCACAAAAGUAACCUUAGUAUGUAAGUGAAUAAGCAUUGUUGUGUUCCAAUAAAAUUUCAGGUAAGGACACAUUUGAAUUUCAUAAAAUUUUCAUUUUUCCUCCAGCCACUUAAAAAUGUAAACAUCAUUCUUAGCUUGUAGUCUGUAAAAAACAGGUGGAGGACUGAAU
Messenger RNA from Molossus molossus (Pallas's mastiff bat), 6985 nucleotides. It is a transcript of the gene JAK1, whose product is annotated as Janus kinase 1. The transcript is spliced from 25 exons. The record is from RefSeq and is a predicted model, not a curated record. Gene Ontology annotation, molecular function: cytokine receptor binding; non-membrane spanning protein tyrosine kinase activity; ATP binding. Bases 703 to 4164 code for a protein of 1153 amino acids. Lineage: Eukaryota; Metazoa; Chordata; Mammalia; Chiroptera; Molossidae. Gene Ontology annotation, cellular component: cytoskeleton; membrane; cytosol. Gene Ontology annotation, biological process: cell differentiation; cytokine-mediated signaling pathway; tyrosine phosphorylation of STAT protein.